GAGUUCGGCUUGGCGAAGGAAGGGUUUGAGGAGGCGGGUCGCCGAGCAUCCCGAGAGAGAACUGCAUAAAAGAGGAAGGAAUAAUCCCAGGUCUCUUGCCAUUGGAGCUGCAGGUCCCUGGAACGUGGAAACCAAGAAGCAGGCUCUGGAGAGUGGAGGUGGAGUUUAGGAAGAUCAGAGGAUAAAUAAAACUGCUGAUGCUCCAGAAACCUAGGAGGGGUCACCAUGGAGACUUUUUCCUCCUCAAGGCGGGAGGAAAGAGCUCUGCGUUGUCAAGCCUCAGCCCUUUCCCAAGAUGGGGAAGACAAAACCAAGUUUCAGGAGCCAUUGACCUUCAAGGACGUGGCUGUGACCUUCACGGAGGAGGAGCUGGGGCUGGACUCCACCCAGAGGAAGCUGUACCGAGACGUGAUGCUGGAGAACUUCCGGAACCUGCUCUCUGUGGGGCAACAACUUUUCAAGCCUGAUAAGCUGUCCCAUUUGGAACAAGGCAAAGAGACUUGGGUGACAGAGAAACUCCAAGAGAGGCACAUCCAGACACAGAAUGAAUCGACAUGGAAAAUACAAUAUAUAAAUGUGACUGGGGUGAUUAUGGCUUCAGGAUAUCAUGUGGUCAUGAUGACCACAGAAAACCUGAAAGAGGGAAACCACGUAACUGAUAAAUGUAGAGAAAACUGCAUUAAAAAGUCAGUACUUCAACACCCUAACUCCGGAGAGAACGGCUUUAAAAGAAAUGAACGUGGAAAUGGCCUCAGGGAUGAAUCAAACCUUCCCACUCAGCCAAGGGUGCCCUUGAAAGAGAAACCCUAUAAAUAUCAAGAGUUUGCUAAGAGCUUGAGGCCAGGUGCCUGUCUGGAGAGACCUCAAAGAAUCCCCACAGGAGACAAAUCCUUUAAAAAUACCCAGCACGGUCGGGUCUUCAGGCAGAACACACACCUUCACAGCCUCCCCGGGGCCCACGCAGGAGACAUGCCCUAUGGAUGCGAUGUCUGUGGCAAGGGGUUCAGGUAUAAAUCAGUCCUUCUCAUUCACCAGGGAGUGCACACGGGAGAGAAACCUUAUAAAUGCGAGGCAGGCGGCAAGGCCUUCGGGCGAAGCUCCAACCUGCUUGUCCAUCACCGGGUCCCCAGGGAGAAACCAUAUAAAUGCAGCAAGUGCAGGAAAGGCUUCAGCUACAGCUCGGUGCUUCAGGUCCAUCAGAGGCUGCACACGGGGGAGAAGCCCUACACAUGCAGCGAGUGUGGCAGAGGAUUCUAUGCUAAGUCCACCUAACGUAAGCAUCAGCAUGGCUACCUGGGGGAGAAGCCCCAUAGCUGUGUCAAAUGCCGGAAGGGAUUCAGUUGUAGCUUGCAUCUCAGCAGUCAUCAGAAAAUGCACCCAGGAGAGAAACCCUACCAGUGUGACCAGUGCGACAAGGGUUUCAGUCACAACUUGCACCUCCAGGCUCACCAGAGGGUUCACGCGGGUCAGCGCCUCUACGAGUGUGAUGUGUGUGGGAAGAGCUUCAGCUACAGCUCGGGGCUUCUCACACAUCAGAGACUGCAUACAAGAGAGAAGCCCUACAGAUGCGAGUGUGGGAAAGGCUUCAGCCGAAGCUCAGACCUCCACGUCCAUCAGAGGGUCCACACGGGAGAGAAGCCCUACAGAUGCACCAAGUGUGGGAAAGGCUUCCAGCGGAAUUCAGACCUUCACAGUCACCAGAGGGUCCACACGGGGGAGAGGCCCUACAUCUAUGACGUGUGUGGGAAGGGCUUCAUUUACAGCUCUGACCUCCUCCUCCUUCAGAGGGUCCACAUGGGAGAGAAACCCUGUAAAUGCACCGAGUGCAAUAAAGGCUUCAGUUACAGCUCAGGACUUCUCAUCCACCACAGGGUCCACACGGACGAGAGACCAUACCAAUGCAAAGAGUGCGGAAAGGGCUUCAGAUGCACCUCGAGCCUCCACAAACAUCAAUGAGUCCACACAGGCAAGAAGCCCUACACGUGUGAGUGGGGCAAGAGAUUCAGCUAUGGUUCCAACCUUCUCACCCACCAGACACUGCACAUGGGAGAGAAGCCCUACACUUGCUACGAAUGUGGAAAGGGCUUCCGGUAUGGCUCAGGUCUCCUCAGUCAUAAGAGAGUGCACACUGGAGAGAAACCCUAUAGAUGUGAUGUGUGUGGGAAGGGCUACAGUCAGAGCUCACAUCUCCAAGGCCAUCAGAGGGUCCACACUAGCGAGAAGCCCUAUAAAUGCAAGGAGUGUGGGAAGGGCUUUGGUCGAAGCUCCUGUCUCCAUGUCCAUCAGAGGGUCCACACUGGAGAGAAGCCCUACAAGUGUGCAGAGUGUGGGAAAGGCUUCAGUUAUAGCUCAGGUCUGCAAAAUCACCAGAGGGCGCAUUUAAGCGAGGAACCUUACAAGGAGACCUGA
This is a messenger RNA of Balaenoptera acutorostrata (minke whale), 2409 nucleotides long. It is a transcript of the gene ZNF229, whose product is annotated as zinc finger protein 229. Gene Ontology annotation, biological process: regulation of DNA-templated transcription. Gene Ontology annotation, molecular function: DNA-binding transcription factor activity, RNA polymerase II-specific; RNA polymerase II cis-regulatory region sequence-specific DNA binding. The record is from RefSeq and is a predicted model, not a curated record. Lineage: Eukaryota; Metazoa; Chordata; Mammalia; Artiodactyla; Balaenopteridae.